AUGGCACAGACAGCUGGCGUAAAGCCCAUGACCAUUGCUGGUCGUGUGGCUUCUGAAAGAGAGAGAUGUCUUGGAAUGACCGAUGUUGAAAGAGCUUGGCGUAAGCAAUGGUUGAAGGAUCAAAUCUUAGCUUCAAAUGAACCUGUACAUGUUGAAGAAUAUUGGAGAGAACGCACCAAUCCUAUUCGUCGUUUUUAUCGAAAACCUUUGGAUGUAUUAUUCACCAAACUUUCUCCAGUUUUGGGAAUCCAACGUGCAGCUGAUUAUAGGUACAUUACUGGAAAAAUUGGACUUAUUGCAGUUGGAAUUUUAGCAACUCAUUACUAUUUUAAAUAUCAAGGAAAUGAUUGGACUAAAAAGGGAGGUUGGAGAGUAUCAAGGACCAAGCCAAUGGUAUUGCCUGGACAAGCUGGAUUCCCAUAUAAAUCUGAACAAACUAAAGAUUCUGAUUAUGCUGAUAGAGGUUUCAGCAAAAAUGUUUUGGUACAUGAA
This is a messenger RNA of Brenthis ino (lesser marbled fritillary), 492 nucleotides long. Lineage: Eukaryota; Metazoa; Arthropoda; Insecta; Lepidoptera; Nymphalidae. The record is from the annotation of a GenBank genome assembly.